Messenger RNA from Onychomys torridus (southern grasshopper mouse), 3442 nucleotides. RefSeq names its product Ras association domain family member 3 (gene Rassf3). Gene Ontology annotation, biological process: signal transduction. The record is from RefSeq and is a predicted model, not a curated record. Lineage: Eukaryota; Metazoa; Chordata; Mammalia; Rodentia; Cricetidae. Gene Ontology annotation, cellular component: cytoplasm.
AGCGGGACGGACGGGCGGCCGGCGGCUCGGGGCCGCGCGCGCCGGGAACCUCGCGGGGCGGGCGGGCGCCGCACCCCGGCCUGGCCGCCUGCGCCCCGGGGAGGCCCCCUGCGCGCGACGGGACCAGCAGCAUGAGCAGCGGCUACAGCAGCCUCGAGGAGGACGCGGAGGACUUUUUCUUCACCGCCAGGACCUCCUUCUUCAGGAGAGCGCCUCCGGGCAAGUCCCGUUCGGGUCAGCCGGAUGUGGAGAAAGAGAAGGACACUCACAAUUACCUCAGCAAAGAGGAAAUCAAAGAGAAGGUCCAUAAGUACAAUUUAGCUGUCACAGACCAGUUGAAGAUGACCUUGAAGUCGAACGGGGUCUACACUGGCUUCAUUAACGUGCAGCUGGAACUCUGCAAACCCAGCCAGACCCCUCCCAACCCCGGGAGACCCCCACCCAGUGGCGGUGGCUGUAUGAACACCCUUCAUAUCAGCAGCACAAACACCGUGGGGGAAGUGAUCGAGGCCUUGCUCAGGAAGUUCCUGGUGAGCGAGAGCCCCUCCAAGUUUGCACUUUAUAAGCGAUGUCACCGGGAAGACCAAGUGUAUGCCUGCAAGCUCUCCGACCAGGAACACCCACUCUUCCUGCGUUUGGUAGCUGGACCCAGAACCGACUCGCUCAGCUUUGUUCUUCGAGAACAUGAAAUUGGAGAGUGGGAAGCCUUCAGUCUCCCGGAGCUACAGAACUUCCUGCGCAUCUUGGACAAGGAAGAAGAUGAACAGGUGCAGAGCCUGAGACGCCGCUACACCGCCUACAGGCAGAAGCUGGAGGAAGCCCUGGGCGAGGUGUGGAAGCCCGGCUAAGGCCGAGGGCCGCCCGCCUGCCUGCCCGCCUGCCAGGAAGGCACAGCUCGGACCGUGGAAGAGCAGCGUCGCCUCUCUUCGCAGAGAGCUGCUUUGGUGCCCCGCCAUGCUGGGGGCUUCCUCUUUUCUCUCUAGACACAGUUCCCAAAGCUUGGUCACACGGCAUCCUGCGCCUCACGAAUUGGCACACGGGACUCUGCGAGCUUGUUCUGUUACGGCCUGGCGACGUUACCUCUUGCAAGCUGUGAGCCUGUGGUCCUCAGGCACAGCCUGGACUGCUUGGAAGCAUGAACUCUGGGUUGAUUCCCCUUGAUUUCUUCUAGUUACUUGGAUGUGAUUUUUUUUUUUUUCUUUUCUUUUUUCUUUUGUUACGCUUCGGGGUGUGCGGAUUGACAUGCAAUCUUCGAGUACUUGUCCUGUGGUGAAACUACCUGCUUGGUUUUCUUCUGUCAGAGCAGCCUGUCCACGUGAUCUGAAAGACCCGGGAAUGCAGGCACUCUGGGGGACUGGGAAAAGAUUUUGUAACAGGUUCUACAAAGAAAGUAAAGAGCAUGUUGAGAAGGUAGAGGGGAGGCGAGAGCCCACGGUGGCUUGGGAAGGUCACGUGGCUUCUAAGCACUAGAGGAGGAAGGUACAUUUGUUUGUAAAGGAGUUAAAAGCGUUCAGGGUUGAUGUUAGGCCCAUUUUGAGACUGGUUGAUUUGCUAAUGGUAAAGUGUGGACUCAGAGCCGAUGAGCUAGGAGCUAAGCCCGAGGGAGGGGUCUGUGAACGGCAGCUGACCUGUGGCGGACAUACCCUUGACCGAGGUGGUCCGGAGUUAGGCCCCCCUGCAGCUGGGUCUGGCCUCUGUGCACCAAUUCCCCGACUCCGCUGGUGUGGAGUGGAUGGUCUCGGGGUAUAGCUUCUCUGUGUAGGUGGGGCUUGAUCAUGGCUGAUUUCUGUUAAAUGUAGUGUUUUUUUUCCCCUGCCCCCAGAGGUGGUUCUCAGCUAAAAAGGAGUUUAGGUAAGGAUGGCUGUUCCCCCUCUGCUGUUAGUUAGAAGAUGUAUCAAGUCCAGGGCUCACAGCACACUUUGUGACAAUCACUCUCUUCCCCCCUCCCCCUUUAUUCCGCCCUUCCUUUCCCCUGCCCCCCCCCCAUAGCCCCACCCCACCCCCAACCCCUCGCCAAAAUUCUUAUGGAGUAGAGGACAGGGUGCUGAUUAAAGACCCAAUCCACCACAUCCUUGCCUCUCAGAGACUUGACUAAGGGCCCCGAGGAAGGAGAGUCCACACCCAGCUGACCGCACAACAGGCGGUCAUUAUGGAGCUAUUUUAACAAAUGUGUGCGUGUUCCUUCCCAACCAAAGAAAUGGAUGUGCAAUAGAAACCUGCCUGAAGAUGGGCGCGGCCGCCUCCUUUUCCAUGGCAGCUUGUAAGUCCGAGAGCAGAGGGAACGGUGUGCUGGGCUUCCAGAGGGGCCUUACAGUUGGUCUGUUUUUAGUCUAGAUAGAUGAUGAUGUUUAUAAAUUCCCAAGGAAUUGUUAACGCGGUGACACUUAAUGGAUUCUUUUGGAAAUUCCAAGGUGCUCCAGUUCUUUGCCUUUCUAUGAACCGUGCCUUUGACUGAGUAUCUGUCCCAUUGUGGUGGCUCCUCCUGACCUGUCGGGGACCAUCAUCCUGUGGGAGGCAGAGCCACGUGUGGGUUAUGCUCCAGAAGCUCCCGAGACAAUCAGAUUUUCCAAGCUUUAGGAAGAGUUGGGAAAAAAAAAAACACAACACAAAAACAAAACAGUAGAACUAGCUAUAAAAUAUGAAUGGCACGUCUUGUUUAAUUUUGCAUGUCAUUUCUUUCCAGUGCAUCAGUGAGGUUUUAGUGACAUUGCCACCCAACGCUCUGCCUUUGUUGUUCAGGGAUGCCUUCAUGGUUUCUGAGCUGGUUUGACUGUGAGACUAUGGGUUUGUGUCGCCAGCCAGCCACCUGGUCUUCUAAUUACUCCUCCGAGGAAGCUUAGAGUUGGUGAGCGUUAGUUCUUCAGUUUAAGAGCCUGUUAGAACCUAAAAAGUAGUAGCUGAUGGCUGUCUGUGAAUUUUUUUUUCUUACUUGAAGUAGAGUGUGUGAUGCAGGAAUCCUCAUCUGUAUUCAUCCCAACCUGGCUCACCGGCACGCACCCUACACCUUGUGAAACUUUACCGUCUGCAGACCUGUCUGCGGACCUGCCGGUUCCUGGUUCCGGAAGACUGCUGUUCCCUCCCGAACACUGGCUACUGGAGCAGCGUGUUUUAUGUUUUGUUUUUGUUUUUUUAAAAGCAUCCAAGAAGGAAAAGAGCCCCGGAGGCCAAAGAUUUUUUUUUCACCACUGUUCAAACCCUCCUGUCAAACGAAACUGAGCUUCGCUGGAAUACUGUUUUCUGUUCAGAAUGUGAUGGUACCGGACCGGUGUUAAAAUGAAGGCCAGGGUGGCAGGGGGAGCAUUUGAAAUCUAGACGUUCAAAGCUAUAUUUAUAAUGUUGAUGAGUUUAAGUUUUAUUUUUAUAGGGAAGAUUUUUCUCCCCUGAAAUUGUGUCUGGAAUGGCAAAAGUGUUUCUAUUAUUAAAAAUUGAAGUUGUUAGUGGA